CAGCUCUUAGUAGGUGAUGACAUGACAGAGGAUUUCCUGUUUGGAAAGGCUGUAUGUUUGUUAGCAGUCUCUUGGGGACAGAUCACAAAUCAACUUUAACUCUAUCCAGAACAAACCCACUUAGCAGGAGAAUGAGGGUUCUGUGGUUUUCAUGUCUGCUGAUUGGAUGUAUUAUCUGUGGACCUGUGGGAAAAGAAUCUCACUUCUCUAGCUAUGGAUCAAACAAUGCUGACACAAGUUUAAUGUGGCAGCCACUUUCUGCUGAGUAUUGGUUUAGUGGAAUUGGGGUGAAUUCUGACAUGGGCAGCAGCUCCCCUCUACCAAGUCUAUCCAACCCUGACAAAACCACUGAAAUUCCUGCUCCUCAAGAUACCAUUUCCAGUACUGGCCCUGGCAGUUACAGCAGCAGCACAAACAUGGCUGAGAAUGAGUUUGACAAUGACUACACUAGUUUCAGGGAUGGACACUAUAGCAGCCCUGAGGUCAAUGAAUAUGGGGUUGUUUAUGCAGCCUCUCACACUAGUGGGUAUGACAGCAGUGCUCCAAGUGGCAGUUAUAGUGGCGGCUAUGGUAGCUCAAGUAGUAGAUAUGUAGGGAGCAGCUCUGAGGGGUUUGUUACCUCUCCUCAUGAGGAGGACUGGAGCUCUGGAUCUGCUACCAACUAUGGUGUUGAUGAUGAGACCCCUGAGGCAAUCAUCAGUGACCUCUCAAAUCUGGAGCCAGUCUACUCCUUCAGUACUCGUUCAAGCUACCAGCGGGGAAGAACAGUAUUUGCUCAAAACCACUACACCCCAGGAGAGCCUGUUCCCCUAGUCAUGCCAGUUCCCCUAGUCAUGCCAGUAUCCAGACAAAUCAGCAAAACAUCUAAGCAAAGCAGUUCUGCUGAAGCUCCAGCCAAAGGUGGCUUCUAAAAUACCUCUGGUAUCAAUAUUUCAGAUGCUUCAUUACUGCUUCUAACUACAUGAUCUGAUGCAAAUAAACACCUUGAAACUGAUUAAA
Messenger RNA from Xiphias gladius (swordfish), 999 nucleotides. RefSeq lists its product as uncharacterized. The transcript has 5 exons. Lineage: Eukaryota; Metazoa; Chordata; Actinopteri; Istiophoriformes; Xiphiidae. The record is from RefSeq and is a predicted model, not a curated record. The coding region runs from base 54 to 911 and encodes 285 amino acids.